AUGCAGGCGGCAGUGUCCCAGCACCCCGCCCUGUACACGCUCGAGUUCCUGCUGCUGGGGGCGGCGGCAUACGCGGCGGCGGUGUGGCCCGACCGGCCGCGGGGCUGGUGCUUCAACGAGCUGCUGGCGGUGCGGUCGUCGCCUGUGGCGGGGCGCGGCGUGUUUGCCACCGUGCGUAUCCAGGAGGGCACCGUGCUGGGGGCCUACCCAGGCAGGCCGCGCACGCCGCAGGGGAUGGCGGACAAGUGCACUUACGCGCCCGCGGCGGCAGGCUACUGCUUCAGGACAACCUCGGGGCUGCUGCUGGACCCCACGGAUGCGAGCGGGCGCCUGUCCACCGCGCCGGGCCCCGGCCUGCCCUGGCUGCCCACCGACUGCACCCUGGCAUAUAUCAACGAGCCUCCCAAGGGCGCCGGCGGCACCAACGUGACCGUGGAGGACGACCCCGGGGAUGGCCUGGGGCUGCUGUGCGUGGCGGCGCGCGACAUCGAGCCCGGGGAGGAGCUGUUCAUGGACUAUGGGAUCACGUACGACCGCUCCGCUUACAGCCGGCAGCACAGCAGCGUCGGCAGCGGGAGCGUCGUCGGCGGCAGCGACGCGGACGGGCAGCGGCAAGCAGGGCCGUGA
This is a messenger RNA of Chlorella variabilis, 627 nucleotides long. RefSeq lists its product as hypothetical. The record is from RefSeq and is a predicted model, not a curated record. Gene Ontology annotation, molecular function: protein binding. NCBI's taxonomy places the organism in Eukaryota, Viridiplantae, Chlorophyta, Trebouxiophyceae, Chlorellales, Chlorellaceae. The transcript is spliced from 3 exons. Bases 1 to 627 code for a protein of 208 amino acids.